UCAACCCACUGUGCUCGACCAGCUAUUUACAAAACAUGUGUGCUGGCCACACUUCUUCUUUUACAUAGUGAUUUGGAUCCUUAUAGUUAUGUGUAUCCACGUGUACAGCCUGGGUAGGGCUGAAUAAGCAUCAGCGGUAUUGACUCAUGUAAACAAAACAACUAAAUGAACAUUUAACAAGCGGCUUUCGUGCUCUAUUCGCCAUGGCCCAGCCUGCUGAAAAAGCGUACUAUCGCUUUGUGGUUUUGUUUUUCAACUGUCUGCUCACGUUCGGGUCGUACUUUUGCUUCGACAUCCCCAGUGUACUGCAGGACCAGUUCCAAGGGAACUUGACGUGUAGUAAUACCACAGUGAUCAAUGGCACAGUGGACUGUGUGGAAGGACUGGGGAUGACCCCUCAGGAGUACAACCUGCUGUAUGCUAUCUAUGCAUGGACGAAUGCAGUGGUGGUGAUAAUGGCAGGGUUCCUGAUUGACAAGCUGGGAAACCGCUUUGGGGUCUUCCUGUUCUCCUUCCUGUGUGUGCUGGGCUCCGCCAUCUUUGCUCUGGGCUCUCACUUCAAAGGGACAGAAUACCUGCUGCCCCUCAUGCUCACUGGACGACUGCUUUUCGGCUCAGGGAAUGGAUCACUCACCAUUGUCCAGAACCGCAUCACAGCCUUCUGGUUCCGGGGGAAGGAGUUGGCCCUGGCCUUCGGUCUGACGCUGGCCUUUUCACGACUGGGGUCCGUUCUUAACUUCUUCCUGACCCAGAAGUUUGAAGCUCAGUAUGGCAUGCAGUGGACCUUAUGGGGAGGUGCUUUCUUGUGUGUCCUGGGUUUCCUUUCGGCCAUCACAGUCAGCAUCCUGGACAAGGUAGGCAUGAAGCAGUUGGGACUGGACGGGGCCAUCCAGGAAGAGUCACGCAAAGUGAGGGUGCAGGAUGUAAAGCUCCUGUCUCUCCGCUACUGGCUGCUGGUUCUUACCAUCAUGUUCUUCUACAAUGGCAUCUUCCCCUUCAUCGCUGAUGCCAGUAAGUUCAUUCAAGAUAAAUACAGUGGCUACAGUCAGAAGGAGGCUGCCUACAUCGCGGGUGCCGUUUAUGACAGCUCCCUAAUCCUGUCAGCCAGCGUGGGCAUUCUUAUCGACUGCGUGGGCUUGCGUGGGGUCUUUGCUUUGUUGUGUGCUGUCAUCACACUGCCUGUGUUCGGACUCCUGGCCUUCACCUUCGUCCCGCCCCUCGUCUCCACCAUCUGGCUCGGAGUCACCUACUCCUUCGCUGCCGCAAGUAUGUGGCCCUCUAUUCCCCUGGUGGUCCCUCAGGCAACUCUAGGGACAGCUAUGGGGCUUGCCACUUCAGUACAGAUGAUUGGUAUUGGUGUGUCUAAUCUUGUAGUCGGGCAGAUUUUGGGCACCGAGUCUAGCGAUGCUAAGAUUCCUUUGUGGCGUUGGCAGAGGAUGAUGAUCUUCAUGCUGGCUAACACCAUCGCCUGCAUCAUCACCUCUGUGCUUCUCAACAUCGUGGACCACCGCCAGGGUGGAACUCUGAAUAAGACCACCAAGAGAUCUGGGGCCCCAGCCCCACUCACCAGUGGACCCAGCGACCAAGAACCACUGGUACAGGGAGAAGAAGACCCCGACGAUAGAGAGGAAGAGUCGGCUCGAUCUCCCUCUGUCAACAGCUCCUAAUGUUUAUGGUAGUUGUCAGGAUUUCGCCUCAAAUGUUGUAAAUGUUCUGAAUUAUUGUAUCUGCCAGGGAUAUAUUAUUCCCAUCUAUGUGCCAGUAUACCUUACCCUGUGUUUACGUUUUUUUCAAUUUAUUUUCUCAUGGCAUGCUAGUUUCAGAUGGCUCCAAACAGGAAUUACAUGAGAAACACACACCUUAGAAAUGUAAUCCUUGCCUCAAUUUUGUGCCUCUGGGAAGAUGAAUAAUGUUUUCUUAACACUGCUUUCUAAUACUGUAGAUUAUUAUUCUUAUAUCAGACCUAAAAAAAGUUUUCUGAGUCAUGCUUCAGCAGCUGUUAGUCAGCUGGUUUUACUUAUCAAAGAGUUGGUCAUGUUCUCAUCUUGCACACUAAAUGUCCUUUAAUUGAAGUUGACAUGAUUUUUUAGGUCAACAUUUCAGAACAGAAAGCAUACCUUUCAUUCAGAGUUAGUAUCACAGACCUCGAAAUUAGGAUGGAAUUCUAAAACAAACCAAUGCAGGUUUUUGGUUCAUACCUUUCCUUUAGGAUGUGAUAACUGGUUGGUUUUAAUGCUGUCAAGCCUGUAGGCCUACCCAAUUUGGUAUUAUUAACAUUUUGUGAGAUAUUAACAAAUACUUUAGCUUUAGACUAGUCAAUGUGAAACAAUCACUUUGGUGCCAUGUGAUGAGAUUUCAGACGGUAUUUCUAUUAUGCCGUGACUUACUGUUUUGUAUGCCUGCUGCAGAAUUAGCGAGAUAAAACGCAAGUUACUGCUGUAGGCUAAUGAUGCUUUGAUCUGUCUACAAGAAACUACAAAAAGGGAUGUCGUUUUUUAUACGUUCAAGCCGAAUAAAUGUUGAUUCUUAAA
Hypomesus transpacificus is the source of this 2531-nucleotide messenger RNA. It is a transcript of the gene mfsd1l, whose product is annotated as major facilitator superfamily domain containing 1-like. The record is from RefSeq and is a predicted model, not a curated record. The transcript has 13 exons. Lineage: Eukaryota; Metazoa; Chordata; Actinopteri; Osmeriformes; Osmeridae. Bases 204 to 1667 code for a protein of 487 amino acids. Gene Ontology annotation, biological process: transmembrane transport. Gene Ontology annotation, molecular function: transmembrane transporter activity.